This is a messenger RNA of Spodoptera littoralis (African cotton leafworm), 4107 nucleotides long. NCBI's taxonomy places the organism in Eukaryota, Metazoa, Arthropoda, Insecta, Lepidoptera, Noctuidae. The record is from the annotation of a GenBank genome assembly.
AUGUCUAAACGGUCAGCAUAUGAUGAUGAGGACAAUCCCCCGACGCCGUCGGACGACUCAGAUUUUGAUGAUGACGAGGAUCCUGAUAACUUGGAAGUGCCAGGUGGCGGCAAAACCCUGGCGGCGGCAGCGAGCAUGGCGGCCAAGAAAGUCACAGUCACACCUCAGGUCAUCGUCAAACCCACCACAAACCCACUUGCAGCACCCUCUGGCCACGCGUUUGGCCAAGUCAGCAAUGUCAAGCCAAUCAAGAUCUCAGCUAGCUCUCUCACCAAACCCUUGAACAUAGCCAACUUAAGAGGAGCUGGAGCGCCCGCCGUGGUCCCGCCGUCGCCAUUCGCGGCGGGCUCGUCGGCGGCGUACAAUGCCGCUUCGCUACUCGCUCAGAUGGAGAUGGUGGGUAUGACGGGGAUGAACUCGUAUUUACUACAGAACUUGAACCAUAUUAUACAAAAUGGGAUGGGUUCCCCCUUCACUGGCAUGCUUGGCCAGCUGGGCCAGCUGGGUCAGGUCGCAGGCGGUGUUCCCGUGUGGGCGCAGAACAAACCUGGCAAUAUGUGGCAGCAAGAAAAGAUGGGCGGUGAGGAAGAAGAGGUAGACGAUGAAGAAAUGGGCGUCGCCGAGACAUACGCAGACUACAUGCCUACUAAAUUAAAACUAGGUCGCAAGCACCCUGAUCCGGUGGUGGAGACGGCGUCUCUCUCCUCAGUAGAGCCGGUUGACGUGACGUACAAACUGAGUCUGCCUGACGAGACCAUCCGCAACGGUCUACUGUCUGCUCUGCAGUUGGAAGCUGUGGUCUAUGCGUCACAGGCCCAUGAGCAUCUACUGCCUGAUGGAACUAGGGCUGGUUUCCUCAUUGGCGAUGGUGCUGGUGUGGGUAAAGGCCGUACAAUAGCGGGUAUAAUAUUCGAAAACUACAUAAAGGGCCGCAAGCGAGCCAUCUGGGUGUCAGUCUCCAACGACUUGAAGUACGACGCUGAACGAGAUCUCAGGGACAUCGGCGCUGGGAAGAUUGAGGUCCAUCCUCUUAAUAAGUUUAAAUACGCAAAAAUCUCAUCGGCUGUCAACGGUAACGUGAAGAAGGGCGUGAUCUUCAGCACAUACUCAGCGUUGAUUGGAGAAACACAAUCCACGAGCACCAAGUACAGGACGCGACUCAAACAAUUACUGCAGUGGUGCGGAGACGAUUACGAUGGAGUUAUCGUUUUCGACGAGUGUCACAAAGCAAAGAAUCUUUGCCCGGUGGGGUCCGGCAAAGCAACAAAGACUGGAUUAACAGCAUUGGAGCUUCAGAAUAGAUUACCCAAGGCAAGAGUAGUGUAUGCUUCAGCCACUGGCGCUAGUGAGCCGAGGAAUAUGGCCUAUAUGGUCAGACUUGGCAUUUGGGGAGACGGCACACCAUUCCCGACUUUCACAGAUUUCAUCAACGCUGUUGAAAAAAGAGGUGUGGGAGCCAUGGAGAUCGUAGCGAUGGACAUGAAGCUCCGCGGCAUGUACAUAGCGCGCCAGCUCUCCUUCCACGGCGUCUCCUUCAAGAUCGAGGAGGUGCCGCUCUCUGACGCAUUCAAGGAGACCUAUGAUAAAGCUGUGGCACUGUGGGUGGAAGCCAUGCAGCGUUUCACGGAGGCUGCGGAACUGAUAAACGCGGAGUCUCGCAUGAAGAAGACCAUGUGGGGACAGUUCUGGUCUGCGCACCAACGGUUCUUCAAGUACUUGUGUAUCGCAGCCAAGGUGAACCACGCCGUGGUGACGGCGCGCGAGGCGGUGAAGUGUGGCAAGUGCGUGGUCAUCGGGCUGCAGUCCACGGGCGAGGCGCGGACACUCGACCAGCUCGAGCGGGACGACGGGGAACUCUCCGACUUCGUCUCCACCGCCAAGGGUGUAUUCCAGACGUUAGUGGAAAAACACUUCCCAGCUCCGGACCGCGACCGCAUAAAUCGCCUGCUGGGACUGGAGCCGCCGCGGACCAAGGCCACUCCGUCACACCAGGCCACGCACACACAACAGAACGGGAAGAAUGGAAUUGAUGAUGAGGCCAAUACUUCCAAGAGAAAACUCACAGCGCGUCAGCAAGCGAAUGCAGCGGCCAAGCGCAUGCGCGGAGGAUCCUCCUCAGACGAGUUCGUGCGAGGAUCUGAUGAUGAACUGGAGAUGGAGUCGGAUGACGAGCGCCGCCCUCCCGGCUCCGACUCCGAGCUGUCAGACUUCAACCCCUUCCAUGGCGGCAGUGAUAGUGAUGAUGAACCAUGGCUGGGCCGUCAGAAGAAGAAGCCAGUUAAGAAGAAGAAAGCAGCGUCACCAAAGAAGAAGGCGUCGUCCACCCAGGACAAGAUAGAGACAAUGUUCGAGCGCAAGAACAGCGCGGCCACUCCCACCGUCACCGUCACCACUCCGGCCGGACACAGCCUCACCGGCACCCCUGUAGGGACCAAUGGACUCUAUCUAGGUCCAUCCCGCAGUGCAGCGCCCCCUAGGUCCGCAAUAGAGCGCGCGUGCAGUAUGAAGGAGGAACUCUUGGCCGCCAUCGAACGACUCGGGCGACGACUGCCUCCCAACACGCUCGACCAACUCGUGGACGAACUGGGAGGCACUGAGAAUGUCGCUGAGAUGACAGGCCGCAAAGGUCGCGUAGUACAGACGGAGGAGGGCCAGAUCCUGUACGAGAGUCGCUCGGAGGCAGACGUGCCCCUGGAAACUCUCAACCUCACGGAGAAGCAACGCUUCAUGGACGGACAGAAAGACGUCGCUAUAAUCUCUGAGGCUGCUUCCAGUGGUAUCUCGCUGCAGAGUGAUCGGAGAGCGCGAAAUCAAAGGCGGAGGGUACACAUCACAUUAGAGCUGCCGUGGUCAGCCGACCGGGCUAUACAACAGUUUGGUCGUACUCACCGAUCGAACCAGGUGAACGCGCCGGAGUACAUAUUCCUGAUCUCAGACCUGGCCGGAGAGCGCCGGUUCGCGUCUACUGUCGCCAAGAGACUCGAGUCUCUCGGGGCUCUCACCCACGGGGACCGCAGAGCAACUGAGACUAGGGAUCUCAGCCAGUUCAAUAUUGAUAAUAAAUAUGGUCGCGCGGCGCUGGAGGCAGUGAUGCGCGCCAUAAUGAAGUACGAGCGCCCCCUGGUGGCGCCGCCGGCGGACUACGCGGCGGACUUCUUCCAGGACGCCGCCGCCGCGCUGGUCGGCGUCGGACUCAUUGUCAACAGCGAGGCCGCGCCUGGGGUACUGCAACUUGAUAAGGAUUACAACAACAUGUCUAAGUUCCUGAACAGGAUACUGGGCAUGCCGGUAGAUCUACAGAACAGGCUGUUCAAAUACUUCACAGAUACUCUAGCUGCAGUCAUGGAGCAAGCGAAGCGCAGUGGCAGAUUUGACCUGGGCAUCCUGGACCUGGGCAGUUGCGGCGAGCGCGUCCGCCGCGUGCGCUGCCUGCGCUACCUGCGGCGCCACGCCACCGGCCGCGCGCCCGUCGAGCUGCACACGCUGCACUCAGAGCGCGGCAUGGAUUGGGCAGAGGCACUAGAGAAAUGGUCCGAGCUCUCGGGUGCCAAGGAAGGGUUCUACGUGUCUCAACAAGCGCGGAACAACAAGUACACCGCCAUACUGUGCGUGGCCGCCGUCACCUCCGUCAAGAAGGAGAAGCUUACCAAGAAGGAUAUUAUGUUCCAAAUCUAUAGGCCUAACACGGGUCUCCAACUGAAGCUGGAGUCCCUGGCGGAGAUAGAGAAGAAGUACCGUCGCGUGGAGAGCAGUGAGGCGGAGUCGUGGUGGCGCGCGCAGUACACCGCGUCGCAGCGAGUCUGCUCGCACGCCUACUGGAGGUCGCUCUGUAGGAACGGAGCCGACUGCGAGGUGGGCCUGCGCGUGCGCACGCACCACGUGCUGUCGGGCUCGGUGCUGGCCGUGUGGGCGCGCGUGGAGGGGGUGCUCGCGGCGCGCGCGCACCUCAACAAGAUGCAGGUCGUGCGCCUCAAGGCCAGCGACGGCCUCAAGCUCGUCGGCACGCUCAUCCCCAAGAACUGCGUCGACCCGCUCAAGGAAGCGCUCGCCUCCGACGCGGUCUCCGUCAGCGAACACAACUUCGAUCACACCGACCCCCUCAACUGA